AUGCUGCGCUCCUCGAUUGCUCCGGGUCGGCAAUUGCUGUCAAACCCUGUCCGCCAACGGAUCCCGUCGCAAUGGCUGUCUAGAGCCGGUGCAAGCAACCGGCUGGCAGGUCAGCGAUUCUUCGCCGAUAUUAAGCCCCCUACCACUGGUGGUCCGACACCAGUCUCCCCUUCCUCCGAAUCCAGUAUCCCUCCGGAGACCAUCUUGAAGGCCGCUGAACAAGAAUCUAAGCUUCCUCCUUCGCCUCCGGCACCUGCUCCUCGCAAAUCCGGUCGGUUCCGUCGGUUCUUGAUUUAUCUGAUCCUCACAUCCGGCUUUGCCUAUGGUGGCAGCAUCUUCCUGGCCCUGAAGUCCGACAACUUCCACGAUUUCUUUACUGAGUACAUUCCCUACGGUGAAGAAUGCGUUCUUUACUUUGAGGAGCGCGACUUCUACCGCCGCUUCCCCAAUGCCUUGAGACACCAAAACCUACCGACUGCACCCCGAGCAGAGGGAAAGCCCGUCACAAUUCCUAGCAAGAGCGGCAUGUCUUGGAAGCUUGCCGAAGAAGAGAAGGCCGACGCCGAUUCUAAGAAGGCAGCUCACAUGAACGCUAGUGCCCACGAGGGCCAAACUAAGUCCGUGGCCGCCAAGCCCGAGGAUCGGAACGCCGCCGUCAUGAAGGCAAAGGAAGACACGGCCUCGAAGCACAGCCCCAAGGAAACGAAGUCUGAGGCCGAGGCGAAGAGCCCCGUCUCACUGGACGAGCCCAGACAACCUGCUGUAUCUGCGAGCACCAUUGAAUUGCUCCAGUUGCAGGAUGCCGAUGACGCUGUUGUCCAGGAUCUGGUCAAGACCUUCAACGAUAUCGUCACCGUCAUCAGCGCCGAUGAAAAUUCCAGCAAGUACUCCGCGCCUGUCGCCAAGGCCAAGGGCGAGUUGGAAAAGAUUGCCGAGAAGAUCGCUGCUAUUCGUGGCGACGCUCGCAACGCCGCCCAGGAGGAGCUCAACAAGCUACAUGCCACCUUUGAUGACUCGGCACGUGAAUUGAUGCGCCAAUUUGAGGAAGUGCGCUCCACUGAUCUUGCUUCGUUCCGUGAAGAGUUCGAGGCCGAACGCGAGAAGCUAGCUUUGGCAUACCAGCAGAAGGUCCACACCGAGCUUCGCCACGCUCAGGAACUUGCUGAGCAGCGUCUUCAGAACGAGCUUGUUGAGCAGGCCAUCGAGCUGAACCGCAAGUAUGUUCACCAGGUCCAGAGUCUGGUCGAACGCGAGCGUGAGGGCCGUCUGAGCAAGUUGACUGAGCUCACAGCCGACAUUAAUGAGCUCGAGAAGCUGACUGCUGGAUGGAGUGACGUUAUCGACACCAACCUCAAGACUCAGCAGCUGCAGGUCGCCUUGGACGCCGUUCGCACCGUGGUUGAGCGUGCUGAGACCCCCCGGCCGUUUGUGCGUGAGCUUGUGGCCGUGAAAGAGCUUGCUGCGGGUGAUGCCGUCGUCGAGGCUGCCAUCGCAUCUAUUAACCCCACCGCUUACCAGCGUGGUAUCCCCUCCACUACUCAGAUCUUCGAGCGUUUCCGCCGAGUUGCAAGUGAAGUCCGCAAGGCUAGCCUGCUGCCCGAGGAUGCUGGUGUGGCAAGUCACGCUGCCAGCCUUGUCCUGAGCAAGGUCAUGUUCAAGAAGGAUGCUUUGUCCGAGGGUGAUGACGUGGAGAGCGUCCUAGUGCGCACUGAGAGCUUGUUGCAGCAGGGCGAUGUUGAUGCCGCCGCUCGGGAAAUGAACACUCUCCAGGGCUGGGCUAAGAUUCUCAGCAAGGAUUGGCUGGGUGAUGUUCGCAAGGUUCUUGAAGUCAGACAGGCUCUCGAGGUCAUCGAGGCUGAGGCCCGCCUCCAAUGCUUGCGGGUUGAGUAA
Penicillium concentricum is the source of this 1890-nucleotide messenger RNA. Its product is annotated as MICOS complex subunit MIC60. Gene Ontology annotation, biological process: cristae formation. The record is from RefSeq and is a predicted model, not a curated record. The transcript is spliced from 4 exons. Lineage: Eukaryota; Fungi; Ascomycota; Eurotiomycetes; Eurotiales; Aspergillaceae. Bases 1 to 1890 code for a protein of 629 amino acids. Gene Ontology annotation, cellular component: MICOS complex.